Molecule: messenger RNA, 2691 nt
Organism: Beta vulgaris subsp. vulgaris (sugar beet)
Lineage: Eukaryota; Viridiplantae; Streptophyta; Magnoliopsida; Caryophyllales; Amaranthaceae
Product: protein CHROMATIN REMODELING 19
Exons: 12
Coding region: 160-2460 (766 amino acids)
Cellular component (GO): nucleus
Molecular function (GO): ATP binding; DNA binding; chromatin binding
Source: RefSeq, a predicted model, not a curated record
UGUCUCUCAAACUCUGACUAAUAAUAUACACAACACAGUCUACUACUAUACUCCCAAAAUUCCUUCCCUAAUUUGGCGCUUCUUCUUCUUCGUCUUCUUUCUCCCACUCCUUCAAAUUCCUUCAACUUAUACUCCAAAGAAAAAGAAACAAAAGGCGCGAUGAAGCGAACAUUCGACGAAAUCUCCGACGAAGAAUGGGAAAAUCACUCCUUCAAACCCUCGAAAAUCCUCAACUCUUCUUCCUCAAAACCUCCUCCUUCAAUCGAAUCCUUCGCUUUCACCUCUCGCUCUGCUCCGAUCGACCUCACCGAUGAUGGCGACGAAGACUACGUUCCGCCACCGGACGAUGUCGGAGAUUUAGAGGACGACGACGAAGAUUUGGAAGACGAUGACGUCGAUGUCGCCGCAACUUCCGGUCGUAGAAGAAGGUUUGUUGUCGACGACGACGACGACGAUGAUAUCGAUAACGAUAAUGAUAACGAUGAGGAUGAUUUGCAGGAGGUGGUUGAAGUGAAAUCCGAAGGUGAGGAAGAAGAAGAGGAGGAAAUGGAGUUGUUAUCUGAUACUGAUGAUGAUGAAGAUGAUGAUGAUGAGAAAUUGGAGAAAGAAGAGGAGGAUGUGGUUGGGAGAGCAUUGCAGAAAUGUGCUAAGAUUUCUGCUGAGCUACGGAAGGAGUUGAAUGGACCUUCUGUUACUGUUGCUGAUCGUUAUGCUGAGUCCGUUUCUUCUUCUGUCAGGAUUGUUACUCAGGAUCAUAUUAAUUCAGCUUGUGGAGCAGAGAAUUCAGAUUUCCAGCCACUUCUUAAGCCAUACCAGCUUGUUGGGGUCAAUUUUCUUUUGUUGCUGAAAAAAAAGAAGAUAGGUGGAGCUAUAUUAGCUGAUGAGAUGGGUUUGGGGAAGACUGUUCAGGCUAUAACUUAUUUGAUGUUGCUGAACCACUUGGAAAAUGAUCCGGGCCCACAUUUGGUUGUGUGUCCAGCUUCAGUUUUGGAGAAUUGGGAAAGAGAGCUUACAAAGUGGUGUCCAACAUUUUCAGUGUUACAAUUUCAUGGAGCUGGUAGAGCAGCAUAUGCUAAAGAGCUAAGCUCAUUGGCCAAAGCUGGAUUGCCACCUCCGUUUAAUGUGCUCCUUGUUUGUUACUCACUCUUUGAGCGGCACAGCGCACAACAGAAAGACGACCGAAAAAUUCUGAAACGUUGGAGAUGGAGCUGUGUCUUGAUGGAUGAGGCUCAUGCGUUGAAAGAUAAAAACAGCUACAGAUGGAAGAAUUUGAUGUCAGUUGCAAAAAAUGCAAAACAGCGUCUGAUGCUCACUGGAACUCCACUACAGAAUGAUCUACAUGAGUUGUGGUCGUUGUUGGAGUUCAUGCUGCCUGAUCUGUUUGUUACAGAGGACGUGGAUUUGAAAAAGCUACUCAAAGCUGAUGAUUAUGAUCUUAUUACUCGUAUGAAGUCCAUUUUAGGCCCAUUUAUUUUGAGGCGCUUGAAAUCUGAUGUAAUGCAGCAGCUUGUACCCAAAGAACAGCGCGUUGAGUUUGUGUACAUGGAAAAAGAACAUGAAGAUGCUUAUAAUGAAGCCAUUCAAGAGUAUCGUGCAGUGUCGCAAGCUCGUAUGCCUAAGAGCUCUGACCAUAAUUCAAAUAAUGUUGUACAAGUUCUACCUCGCCGUCAGAUUUCAAAUUACUUUGUGCAGUUUCGUAAGAUUGCAAAUCAUCCUUUGCUAGUAAGACGUAUCUACAAUGAUGAGGAUAUUGUUCGGUAUGCCAAGAAGUUAUACCCAAAGGGUGUUUUUGGUCAUGAAUGUAAACUGGACAGAGUAAUAGAUGAAAUGAAGGGUUAUAGUGACUUCUCUAUUCAUCGGCUUUUAUUUAAUUAUGGUAUUGAGGAUGCAAAGGGUAUCCUUCCAGAGGAACAGGUCAUAAAGUCCGCAAAAUGCCAGGCAUUGGCUAAGCUUCUUCCUUCCUUGAAGCGAGAUGGCCAUCGUGUUCUGAUAUUUAGCCAGUGGACGUCAAUGCUUGAUAUCUUGGAGUGGGCAUUGGAUGUGAUCGGGGUAACAUACAGACGUCUGGAUGGAAGUACGCAGGUGACUGAGAGACAAAGUAUAGUGGAUACUUUUAAUAAUGAUACUUCAAUCUCUGCAUGCUUGCUGUCCACCAGAGCUGGAGGUCAGGGUUUGAACCUCAUAGGAGCAGAUACUGUCAUAAUACACGAUAUGGAUUUCAACCCUCAAAUUGACCGACAGGCAGAGGAUCGCUGUCAUCGUAUUGGCCAGACAAAACCCGUUACUAUAUACAGAUUGGUGACAAAAGGAACUGUAGACGAAGACGUUUACGAGAUUGCGAAACGGAAGUUAGUUUUAGAUGCUGCUAUUUUGGAAUCUGGGACAGUGGUGGUGGAUAAUGGUGAUUUGAUGCCUGAGAAGACUAUGGGUGAGAUAUUGUCAGCGAUUUUGUUGCGGUAAAAAAUUUUCUCCACUCUUAACCCAGCUCUUGUAUGUGUAGAUGACAUUGGCGGUUAAUUUAUUCAUAUUGUGUUUCUGGAAUUUGUAUAUGUUCUAUUCUAUAAAUCAGGCUUGUUUCAGUGAAGUCCAUUUGUACUGCUUGUAAACCCAUGUUACCUUUGCAAAAAGGGUGUUCUAAUUUUGUAUAACCUCGUCAUAAGAAAAAAGAAAUAGAAGACGAAAUUAAUCCUA